AUUAUGUGUGUACAUUUGGUCAGAAAAGAAGAAACCGAUCAGAUGGAGUCAGACCUGGAACACCGUAAGUGUAUAAUUUUGUUUAAUCCAGUUUUUAUCAGUUAUAAGUGCAUGGGUUGUAUGUCAAGUUUCAGUGUGAACACUGUCAACGGAAGUCUGGUUGUUGGUGAUAUGAGGGGUGAACAUAAUCAUCCGUGUACACAAGAGUAUAUGAUGGUUGACCAUAGCAGACGUAAUCUCUCCGGAAUGCAGAGAGUCAUAGUUGAUAUAGUGGAAUGUAUGAUUUCAACUUUUGAAUUGAGAAAUACAGUAUUAAUUGAAUUCGGGAAAUAUGUUAGCCGACAAGAUGUCGUUAAAUUGAAACAGAAGAUGACCGCAAGUACACAUAUAUGUAACACAAUUGCUUUAUCUUCCUGAAGGUAUGAACAGUAUGCAUUCGGUUCUGCAAUUAUUACGGUCGACAGGAGAGGUUAGAACGAAGAGUUCCAAUGGUCAGCUUGA
This is a messenger RNA of Trichobilharzia regenti, 501 nucleotides long. The record is from the annotation of a GenBank genome assembly. NCBI's taxonomy places the organism in Eukaryota, Metazoa, Platyhelminthes, Trematoda, Strigeidida, Schistosomatidae.